Molecule: messenger RNA, 3487 nt
Organism: Mercenaria mercenaria
Lineage: Eukaryota; Metazoa; Mollusca; Bivalvia; Venerida; Veneridae
Exons: 6
Coding region: 2051-2590 (179 amino acids)
Source: RefSeq, a predicted model, not a curated record
GACGAAAAAUUAAAGAUACAAAAGUUCGUGUGUUCGCCCUUGAAUUUUCGUUAUUUCGCCUUCUAUGUUUCGUGUCGUCGUGUGUUCGCCUCGAAAGUCACGACAAGUAAGCAGUUUUCGACUUUUUGUGUUUUCGUGUCUUAGACAUUUCGACCCGCCGACACGAACAAAUAAGCAUUAUUUCGACCUUUCGUGUUUUCGUUACUUCGACAUUUCGCCUUACCGACACGAACACACGAAAUGGCAGAAAUCAGCCACAAUACUAACCAGCUAACCGAAAGUUUAGAAAUAAGUCGCCGAUGUAGAGUUUAACUGUUAUAUCAGUUAUGGCAGAAAUCAGCCACCAUAGGUUAGACUAUGUUUUUAUUUUUAAGCCGUUCAUUUAUUAUUUCAUUGAUUAUAAAACACACUUCCUUUGAUAUUUUUCCGGUUGUCAGUUCUUUAAAGCAUUAUAAUAUGGAACAUUUGGUAAUUUACUAUCAUAUCGGUUCCAUAUAUCUAGCUUUUUGUCGCUUUGUUUCUUGAGCCGACAAUUCAGGUCAUAUGAAGACCGUUUUCAGCUUUUAGUGGUGCUACCCCUUCUGGCAUUGUUUCAGGCACGAAAGGCCACCUGGGCAAUACCACCGACCCACUCUAAGUCACUCACAAGUUUAAAACCAGCAUGCAUUUUCUUAAUGUAAGUAUAAACAUAAACAUUUUUGAUUAAUCUGUUUCAUAGGAUUCAGUAGCUACUCUACCUUCACAUUAUUACUGCUGUGAAUAGGUGCACACUUAUAUAAGUAUUGUAGAUAUGUUCAGAUAAAACGGACCUUAUAAAGGUAAGAAAGUCAACCGUUUUACGUCACGACGUCUGGGCAAGACCGCUAUAUCAUGAAUACCCACCUACGCAAUAGUUUCCAAACUGCCACGCCUGCUUGUACCCAUGGUACACAUAACAACCUAAUAUCUGACCAAACUGUAGGCCUACGGUACGAGGGUGGCCUUCAUGGGCAUCGUCCUUACGUUGGCUAUGUAUUCCUCUAGCAUAGUAUCAACUGGUUCAACCUGCUAUUUAUUAUAACUCAUGAUAAAAAGAUGUAUUGCAUCUACCUUUAUAGCUUUUCAGCUGGCUACCCCUAACUUUACUCCGAGGAGUCGAAAUUUUCCAUUCAUCGAAGUGAUGGUAGGGUUCGAGUAUACCGUAGAAGAUAUGAACGUUCUGCCGACUGCUGUGUACUUGAAGGAGGUUUUUUGGGGGGCGGAGGUUCCGUCUUGGUCUGGGCAGGCAUUGCGCAUGGUUUAACAUAUCGCACACUUCUCGUCGUGAUCGGUGGGAAUUUGAAUGUCCAACACUACCGCGAUGUCAAUACUUGCGAGGCAUGUCAUCCCACUGUUUCAAAUUAAUGCCAAUAUCACCCUGUUUCAACAGGAUAAUGCCACAAGCCAUACAACUAGAGAUACUAAGUAUUUCCUCAGGAUGAUAAACAUUGCAUUUAUUAAUGACUGGCCCACAAAAAGCCCAGAUCUGAAUCCCAUCGAACACCUGAAGCGUAAUAGACGUCGCCCUAUUCCACCGCCCAACGUCAAUUAACUAACAAAAGCCUUAAUUUAGGAGUGGAACAACAUUUUACACACGUGUCCGUUCUAUGCGCCAACGAUACUAGGCAGUCCUCAAAGGAUUCUCUUAUAGAUUUUAUCAACUCCAGCGCACCAAAACUCUUUUGAUGAACAUCUUUAGACAGAAAACGACCAGAUGUCAGAAAAAAAUAUCCAUCAGGUCGAAACUCUCUAAGCUUUAGGUCUUGCGAACGAUGUUCAAAUAUCUAGAACACCCACUUUCAACGGUCACUACAAGCCUGCAUGAUCCAGUUUUGUUUACUUUGUUGUUGAAAACCAUAAACAUGGAGAAAAAAGUAAACAUAACGAUCGAAUAUUUUAAUUUCUGCUAUAUAGUAAACCUAUAUUCUCAUCGAUUUAAUAGCAACUCUACCGUCGCAUGACAUUGGUUGUGCUGUUUAUGAAUAAAACAGGACUAAAUAUCAUACACAUUUUAUAAAGGUUCCAGUAUACCAUGAUGGAGGAAAAAUCAAAAGUGCACACUGAAACAGGAAACAACGCUUUUACAGUUGUAAGAGCCGGCACAUUCUUUGGAUCAAAAAUUCUGUAUAUCCUGCUAAUCACACUACAUGUAGUUUGGUUUGGUGUUGGUGUGGCAAAGCUUGUCAUCGGUCCAAUGUACAUUAACGACUGCGAUCUUGAAAAGAUGAUUCCAAUCUGGGUAAUUGUGGAUGCUUUUACGCCCAUUCUUCUUGUUGUUGGGUUUAUACCUUUUUAUAAAGACAGCAACAGUGAUGCCAUGAAAAAGUUCGGAGCUGCUUGCCUGGUGAUUGGAACUAUUUUUUCUAUAGGAUGGACAAUUUGUGGUGCCGUCGUUAUUUACCCAAACUGGAAUGAUGGUGGAGAUUGUGACACAAGGGUUGCCACAUUUGCCUUCGCUUCAAUGUGCAUUAAUUGGUCUAUCAUCGGCAUGUGGAGCCAGCUGGUCGGCCGGUUGCUCUUCUACACUUUUAGCAGAAGUGGACGAAAGACAUCCGAUGAGUCGCAAAGAUAACAAGAUACCCAGAAGGAAACAUCGGCUGGAACUACAACAGCGAGAAAAUUGCACACUUUCGUAAUAUUUUUCAUGGGUGUUGACUUUCAUGACAUUUCGAAACUACUAGAUAUUAAUACUAUCCAAUUUGAUGAGUGUUUUAAACAAGACCUCUCAAGAAAGUGGUCAUUUCAUUCGAAAAAAAAACACUGAUGACUUUAAAGGUACUUCAAGCGAAUUGAGAAUAUAUUAUUUUAUUUUUGUAAUAGGUAAAUGGUUGAUAGGAUAAAGAAGCGGAUUGGGUUUGCGGGUAGGAUAAAAAUAUUCGCGGCCCAGUCCAUUCCCACCGCAACAUUAUUAAGUCAUUUCGUGACCCAGCACCUUCCCAUCGCAACAUUGUUUUAUCUGCCCGAUUAUCCGAAAUGGUGUACCAGAUCAGGUGUACCGAAUCAAGAAACAAAAUCCGAUGUCUCAAACUUUUUAAGGUACUAUAUUCUUCUGAAUGGUGCAAUCGUUAGUUUUGUUGUUGUUUUUUUUUUGUUUUGUUUUUUUCAUUUGUGGCUUCUGAAUGUUAGUGCAAAAUAAACAGAAAAUAACACAAUUAUGAAAACUUUUCCUUAAAAUUUUUGAGUUGGUUAGAAAUCCUUGGACAGGUCUUGAUGACGGUCAUAACGUAUUUAGCACAUGCUGAAGAGUAUAAUCACGUGAAGAACUUUCAAUUAACGGAAAAAGUACUUUUCAAUUGCGUGUCUAGUAUGUUUUCUGAACACGAUUUGUGUGAACACAAGUUAAGUAUACGUAACUAAUGGUUUUGUUAGUCUAAUUAAGAAAUGUCAACUAUAUAUUUUUUUAUCUAUUUCUGUUAUGAAAUCUACCUCAUGUUUGUGCGUUUUAAACUCAAUAAACAUCUGAAAACCG